Corticium candelabrum is the source of this 2675-nucleotide messenger RNA. RefSeq names its product immunoglobulin superfamily member 10-like. Gene Ontology annotation, cellular component: plasma membrane; axon. The transcript has 9 exons. Gene Ontology annotation, biological process: homophilic cell-cell adhesion; dendrite self-avoidance; axon guidance. Lineage: Eukaryota; Metazoa; Porifera; Homoscleromorpha; Homosclerophorida; Plakinidae. The coding region runs from base 302 to 2593 and encodes 763 amino acids. Gene Ontology annotation, molecular function: cell-cell adhesion mediator activity. The record is from RefSeq and is a predicted model, not a curated record.
UGGAUGACCACAGUAUACCAUUCUCAAUUGCAUUCUACCCUCUUUGCACUUAGCUGGAUAACGCCACUAUCACGUGAAUAUUACCCAAACGGUUUCACUGCUAAAUACUGGUAAAUAAUGCACCAGACCAAGCACCGGUAAGCCGAAAUUGUCAAUAGUAGUUUUUUCAAUAGCACUUUUGGCACAUACCUUGCAUCUUGUUCUCUAUAUACACGUGUAUUAUCUGCACGCCACGGAACUCGAAGUGCGCGGUAUUUUACGUCUGCGCACAGACGGUGUUUGUAACACUUGGCGUUAGACAAUGGGACACGAGUGCGAGCACCGAUGCUCUACAAGUCGUAGAGAUCGUGUGGUCUUGUACGGCUCUCCUUUAGCAACGCUCGGCCUGUUUGGGGCAACAUUCUUCUUCAUCGCUCGGCAUCAAACGACACUCAACAAUCUACAGUCUCUCGUCGAACGCAAACAAGCUGUAAACGGUGACGAAUAUUAUAACCAAGAGAGUCAGACGACAGUCGAUGAAAACCUGUUGCGUCGCGUGACGAGAAAUGCCGGCAGCACAGAUACAAAGGCCAGUAUCGACAAGUUACUUGAAGAAAUAGCAGACUUGCAGCUUCGUUCUUUGCGAGCUCAAUGUCAACGCAGCGAAAAGAUUUGCAUUCAAGGACCAAAAGGCGACGAAGGAGGAAGAGGUGCUAGCGGUAAAGUCGGUCCUCCAGGUAAAUUGGACGUGGUAGAACGACGUUUCAGAGUUGGCAUAGGUCUAUAUUGUAAUAUGAUUUGUCGACGUUCAGGAAAACAAGGAGCAAAAGGUGAUCGUGGCUUUCGAGGAGAGAAAGGCGAGAAAGGAGACAUGGGACCGCGAGGAGCCAGUAUAGAUCCUCCAGUCAUCACUAAAUUUCCUGCUGACGUGAUCGCUUUAGAAGGUGCCAGUGCCGUGUUUGAGUGUGCAGCAGACGCUGUACCGCAGCCAACAAUUCGUUGGCGGAAAGUGGGCGACUCGUCACUUCCUCGAUCUCGUGCUACCAUAACCAGCUCCAACACUCUCACCAUUACUUCUGUGAUACCCCAAGAUACGGGAUCGUAUGUUUGUGAGACUGAGAACAUUUUUGGAAAGGCACAAGCAUACGCAAGUCUUGCUGUCAGAGUUCCCGUUUCCUUUACUCGCAUUCCUCCUGCAACUUUAUUUGUGUCCUUGAGACAGACUGUUCGAAUGGACUGCGCAGCUUCGGGACAUCCCACUCCAACUGUUACUUGGUCUCACGUGGAUAAACUACCAGCUUCCAGUAGAAUGUUAGACAACGGCAGUCUCGUCAUUUACAAUGUGACGCAAUCUGAUAUCGGACAAUACGUGUGUACAGCGCUAAAUGAUGCAGGAAAGAGACGACAUUCGGUUGCGUUGAAGAUUCAUGCAGACACAAAUGUGAUUGAGCAUUCUGUUAGAAAGGGAUUUGUUGCAGCCAAUAGCACUGCUGUCCUCAAAUGCGAUCUUUGCACUUUUUCUGGUUUAUCUUUUGGCUGGAAGAGUGCGUCAGUAGAUCUGUCAAACUCAAGAUUCGAGCAAAGAGGAUGUAUGCUGAUUAUUAAAAACACAACUCUAUCGGAUACAGGCAACUACACUUGUAUUGCACGUUCACAAUCAGGUGUAGCAAAUCGUCAGAACAUACCGCUCACAAUUACAAACUCAGCUCGCAUCACUACUAGUGUCCCGGGCAUAAUUACGGUUGAUAUAGGACAAAGUGUGGAAUUGCAGUGUGAUGCAGUUGGUCCACCAGCUCCCGAUGUCUACUGGACUAAAGGAUCGCUUCGUUUACGAAGCAGUAGACGUGGGGUAUUGAAACUAUCGAACGUGACCAAGCGGGAUGAAGGAAUUUAUCGCUGCAAUGCAGUUAAUGAGUUGGGGCACGACGUCAGGGAGACGAGUAUAGUUUUUAUUAACUGGAGAUUUGUUCAUCGUCCUCCAGCUUCUGUCUCUGUGUCUAUUGGAGAUACUGUACGAAUCAAUUGCACUGCUCAGUUCUCUGUUACCAAUACUAACCAACUGGCUUAUGGUGUUACUGCUGUAACACGAUGGGUUGCUCCUACAUGUUUGCAAAGAUCUCUCACAAUUCUUACCAAUGGAACUUUGAUCAUACCAGACGCAACUGUGUUGGAUACCAGUGUUUAUAUAUGCUACGCUGAUAAACUUGAGGCCAAAACAAUUGUUACUGUUGGAGUCAGAGAUACGAGUUGGAUGUAUACUAGUGACAAUUGUGGAGGAUUUCGUCAGUCUACGUACGACAGCUCAGUCUAUUAUGCAGUCUCAUCUUCCACAACGUGGAAUAAAUCUAAAUACUAUCAUUGUCCGGCAGGAUAUUACUGGGCGUGCACGGAAGAAGGAAACAGAAUUUUCAAAAAGAACAACAACUGGUCGGGAACACAUACGUAUUACAAUCAGUGUGGAUGGAGUGGUUAUCAGAAUAACAGAUAUAGAUUCAGGUUUAGUGAUUCCAUUUCAACUAAUUCUUACAAACAUAGUGGAAACUAUGAUGAGUAUCAGCUACAGUACGAAAGUUCUACUAGUUAUUUUGCUGGUAUUGUUUGUAUUAAAGGCUAACGUGGUGUUCCGUUUGCUGCCAAUGCGAAAGGAAGUGUUUCUGUUCUAAGUUGGAAUAAAAUGUUGGUCAGUGGUCUUGGCU